AUGGUGUUUGUUGGCUUCAUGGUGUGUGGAGUUUUAUCAGGAUACGUUGCCGACAGAUACGGACGCUGGAAGGUGGUGGUGGGAGGCUUCGUGUGGAGCGCCUACUUCUCUCUGCUCACGUCGUUCGCUCCUUCCUACGGUUGGUUCAUCUUCCUGCGCAGCAUGGUAGGCUGCGGCGUGGCAGGCGUGUCCCAGGGGUUUGUGCUGAAGACGGAGUUCAUCCCAGCGAAACAUCGCGCUUUCCUGCUGCCUCUGGCCACGAUCUUCUGGAUGACCGGCUCCAUACUUAUCAUUGUUCUGGGCAUGUUGGUGGUUCCCACGUUGGGCUGGAGGUGGAUGAUCCGACUCUCCAUCACCCCGAGCAUCGUCCUCAUCUUCCUCUUCAAGUUCAUUCCUGAGUCGGCUCGUUACAACGUGUCGGCGGGGAACGUAGACGCCGCCGUUGAAACUCUGCAGUGGAUCGCCAAAAUGAACCGCGCUGCUCUUCCUCCGGGCCGGCUGGUGGAGCCCGCUGUGAAAGACCGAGGAAACUGGAGGAUCCUGCUGAGCUCUUCGUUGAGGAGAACCUCCCUGCUGCUCUGGUAUUCAUGGUUCGUGGCGUCCUUUGCAUACUACGGUUCGGUCCUGAGCAGUUCGGAGUUGCUGGAGAAGAACCUGCUGUGUGUGACCAACGCCGACCGGGAGCAUCAGGUCAAGCAUCGCCAUGACAACGGGCUUUGUUACUGCAUCCCCUUCGGAACCAGCGACUACCAGACCCUGCUCAUCAGCUCCCUGGGAGAGGUCGCAUUGGUCCCAAUAAACAUCGCUCUGCUCAACGUGUUUGGACGGAAGACCACCCUGACGGUUCUUCAGCUGAUGACAGCCUUUUUCUUCAUGAUGGUCAACAUCUGCACCACCAUGUUUGGUUUUACGGUUCUGCUGUUCCUGCUCCGGUCUCUGGUCUCCAUGAACUUUAAUGUAGUUUACAUUUACACCGCUGAGGUGUACCCGACCGUGGCCCGGUCUCUGGGGAUGGGUUUCUGCACCUCGUUCAGUCGAAUCGGAGGAAUGAUCGCUCCGUUCAUCGCUCAGGUGUUGAUGUCCCAGUCAGUAAUUCUGGCUCUCACUCCGUUCGCCGUGGCGUGUGUCGUGUGCGCUUUAGGGAACUUCCUGUUGCCGAUAGAAACCCGCGGUCGAGCUCUGCUGCAACACUCUUGACGACGUCUCCUAAAAAC
Molecule: messenger RNA, 1214 nt
Organism: Nematolebias whitei (Rio pearlfish)
Lineage: Eukaryota; Metazoa; Chordata; Actinopteri; Cyprinodontiformes; Rivulidae
Gene: svopl
Product: SVOP-like
Exons: 12
Coding region: 1-1197 (398 amino acids)
Biological process (GO): transmembrane transport
Cellular component (GO): membrane
Molecular function (GO): transmembrane transporter activity
Source: RefSeq, a predicted model, not a curated record